Gryllus bimaculatus (two-spotted cricket) is the source of this 1746-nucleotide messenger RNA. The record is from the annotation of a GenBank genome assembly. NCBI's taxonomy places the organism in Eukaryota, Metazoa, Arthropoda, Insecta, Orthoptera, Gryllidae.
UACUUUUGAUAUUCUUUACGUUGGUUGUUCUUGGGUUUGUUUUGUUUCAUACUGCACCCACAAUCCGGUGCACACGUCGAUCCGUCCAUAUGUUUCUUACGUUUCAUAUGCGUUCGUGUGUGCGGUGACUAUAUUUCGGUGAAAAUGUUGUUAGAAAACGAAGGGUUUCUCAGCGAGCUUACACGUAUGUUUAAAGAUUCCCGAACGAAAGGGGCUGUAACGAUGACAAUGAAGAGAUAUGAUGGUCGUACAAAGCCUACUCCGCGGGCAGGAAGAAAACCACUUCCAGAACCAACUGAGUACAUGUGUUUAAUUCGAGCAUCUCUGAGAAAUAAGAAAAUAAGCACUGUGGUUCAUCCCAAGGAUGUAAAUAAAUUUCAACAAGCCUAUUGUAACUUACUUAAAGGAAAUCUGGAUGGGCUUAAGAAACUAAAGAAAACGAAAACUAAAGCAAAAGCUACUCAAUGAUGAAGAAAGUGAAAAUGUGUUAUACCCUUUCUUGAAAUUGCAACUUUGUCGUGAAUGACAUGAACAAUGUGUUGAUAUUUUGAGAUGUCAAUAUGACACCUUGCUAUUUCAAUAGAGAACUGGUGAUAAAGUAUAGGAAGACUAUCCCCUAUAUAGACAGUUCUCAUUGUGUCAAGUUGUGAAAUGGCAGUUUCUAUUGUACAGAGAUUUAAUUUUCUUUUUGUCAGUGAGUGAACCAAUGUGCUCAAAGAAUUUUAUUGUGCAUUCAUGUUUAUUAAUCAUAGGCUAAUAAAUGUUUAUUUCUCAACCUCGUGGGAGAAGGAAGAAAUCUGCAUUAAUUUUUUAAAAAUAUUUUUAGUAAGUGAUUUCCUAUCAAUAUUUCAUUUCUAAUUUUACAUUGAGAUAUAUAAAGAACAUAUAACAGUAAAUUGAAGACAACUUAUCAUUACCAAGUUGAACAAUUAUUUAUAGAGAUAGCUUUAACUUGUAGACUUAAAUUAAUACACCUAACUUCCUGAAAAGUAAAUUUAUUUUGAAAUAUAAUCAAUACUGUAUUGUAAAAGAUUUUUUUGAAUAAUUUUCUGUAUAAUUUUAACAGAAUGCAAUUGUGAUUGAAUUAAUUCACAUUAUAAUUAAAAAUAGUUCCAGUUGAAAAUUUUUAAACACUUUCUUACUUCCUAAAAGAGAAUGUGAUAACAUCUUUUAUUUGGAGAAUUAUCAAAGAGUUCUAGCAUCUAAAAGAAUAACUAAAAUGUGGAUAAUUCAAAAUGAAAUGGCUCACCACUUUCAUUUGUCUACACAUUCCUGCUAGAAAUUGUAAGAAAUUUUUACUAUACUUCGAUUUAUUUCAAGCUUUGUUUGACAUCUCAUCAGCUGUUAUGGUGUGAUCCAAUCAGGAGCUUACACAUCACAGUGGUGUUGUUCAACCUCAAUAGGAUGACAAUAGCUGAUUUACACCAAAUGAAGUAAUGUUCAUGGAGGAAUAUAUAUUAUUUUCUAAUUAUAUUAAUUAUAAAUAUUCUAUAUUCCUCCCUGCUAAGUUUAAAUCAAAGUAUAGAUGGGUGACUUACUGUCACUUUUGCAGUUUACACGCUUUAAGGCAGAAAACGUUUCUACCUCACAUGUAAUUUACCAUCUAAAUAUACUUUUAACAAAUGGAGCAAAAUUAUUGAAAUUCCUUGUCCCUAAUACAAUUAAUUUGUAUUGUUUUAAGCAUCUUUCCUUUCAGCUUAAAACAAACAUUUUGAAUUUUCAUAAUUUUAAAAUGAUCACGCCUAA